This is a messenger RNA of Recurvomyces mirabilis, 1608 nucleotides long. RefSeq lists its product as uncharacterized. The transcript has 4 exons. Gene Ontology annotation, cellular component: plasma membrane. The record is from RefSeq and is a predicted model, not a curated record. Bases 1 to 1608 code for a protein of 535 amino acids. Gene Ontology annotation, molecular function: transmembrane transporter activity. Gene Ontology annotation, biological process: transmembrane transport. Lineage: Eukaryota; Fungi; Ascomycota; Dothideomycetes; Mycosphaerellales; Teratosphaeriaceae.
AUGGCAGGCUGGGCUCACGCCUUCAAGCUGUCCAAGCAGGAGUUGGCAGAGUCUGAGCCUCCUGGAACUUCACGACUCGUCGAACAUGAACUUCACCGCACGCGUUCUGGGCGCGACACGAACUCGGACACGAUUGUUCUGAUUCCUCAGCCUACACAGAGUCCUCUGGACCCGCUCAAUUGGCCAGUAUGGCGCAAAUACGCUGUCCUUCUGACCAUGUCUCUCUUCGCCUUCCUCGCCAGCUUCGGCUCAGCCGCGAUUGCUCCAGCGCUCCCAUUGCUACAAUAUCAGAUUUUACCACCACGGUCGCUGGCCGAGCUUGCCCAUCUCGUUGCUGUCAAUGUCCUACUGAUCGGAUGUUCGAACAUCUGGUGGGUGCCGUUGAGCAACACCUUUGGGCGUAGGCCAAUUCUGAUCAUCUCGAUGCUUAUCUCCAUCUUUGCGAGCAUGUGGGGCGGUCUGGCUACGUCGUUCAACAGCCUUCUUGCAGCAAGAGUGAUUCAGGGUAUCGGGUUCGGGCCAGCUGAUACCAUCGCUCCGGACUGUGUCGGCGAUGUCUUCUUUGUGCACGAGCGUGGGCGUGCUAUGGCUAUCUACACAGUCUUCCUUGCCUGCGGUAGCUUCAUCAGUGGUCUUACUGGAGCCUACAUCGCUGGUAAUCUUGGAUAUAAAUACGUCUUCUGGAUAACGAUGGCGCUGUUCGCCUUCAACUUACUGCUGGAGAUCUUCCUCGUGCCGGAGACCUUAUUUGAUCGCCACGCACACCUACUCGCCGAGCAGCACCCCAGCGUGACUGGCGAGGCCUCAAUCGUUGAAGAGAAGUCGAAGGUUUCAACGGUCGAGCGACCUGUGCCCGUCGGCAGCAUAUCAUUUGGCCAAAGCAUGAAGGUUGGACUUUACCGUGGCGACCUGUUGAAGCACUUCGUGGAUCCGUGGCGCAGUCUUGCAUUCCCAGGCACCUGGGUCGUCAUGUUGCACUACGGCGGUCUGCUCGGUGGAAUCGUGACGAUCUCAACCGUGGGUCCUGUCUUCUUGGCCAUGCCUCCGUACCUGUGGGGCAAGAAUGUAGGACUGCUAAACGUCGGAGCACUUAUUGGAGGUUUCCUGGGCUUCCUCUUCACAUACUUCUUGGCCGAUCGCUUGACAACCAGAAGCGCUAAAAAGGAGUCUCAUGGUCUUGCCGAGCCUGAAUCUCGUCUUCCUGCCAUGUUCCCAGCACUUUUACUGGCUACAACAGGCAUCUGGGCUUUUGGCUUCUCCGCUACGCACCCAUCUCCACAUGCGUGGGCUGGUAUGGUCGUCGGUUAUGGCAUGGUCGGCUUUGGUAUCAUGCAGAUCCCCUCUAUUGGCUUCAACUACCUGCUGGACAGCUACCAUUCGAUCUCGGCAGACUGUUUCGUCAUGACUACCAUCUCUCGAUCAGUAGUCUCCUUUGCCUGGACCUUCUUUGUGGCUCAAUGGGUCGGUGUGGCAGGACCCGCGCUUCCAUUUGGGAUUUUUGGUAUGCUGAUGGGCAUAUUCGGCCUUCUUGUCAUUCCUCUGUGGUUGUAUGGUAAGAGGAUGAGGAUCGCUACAGCAGCAUAUCUGCCUAUGCGUGAGAACCACUAG